AUUCGAUAACUGCCGGUGCAAUAGCUGGUACUGCUACGCAACGGAAACGGAACGAAGGACAGGAAUACGAGAACUACUGUCGCAAGAGGCAAGCGGCUAGAGGGUAGGCUAGGGAAUAGAGGAUAACGGUGGCAGUGCCGCCAGUCGUCCUCAGGAGGAGUCGGUCAUUCUGCUUAGAAGAGACGGACGGACAGACAGACGGACGGACAGGGACUGCCGUGGUCCGUGAACCAAGCGUAUAUAGAUGGACACGCGCGAGCCAGCCGCACGGCGCGACCUGAGUGUGUGUAGACGUAGGUAGGGAAUUGGUCGUGCGAGUAUAGCAACGAGAGAAGAAGCUGAAGAAAAGAGGAAGAGGUGGAGCGAAAGAAGGAACGAGCGAGUCGGACCAGCGAGCGUGUAGCGCGGUAGUGGUGGUGGUGGUGACGACUGGUGCCGUGGACGGUCGGCGGUCGGACCGUGGAAGUGAAGUGAAAAAUUUGCGAGUGGUGUUUGAACGGUGCGCUGGGUUUCGCUGGGUCGUUGUUGCCGAGGAGUGCUGGGGUUUUGUGUGUUCAUCGGACCCGUUGUCGAUACGCCGAAGGACGCAAGGAACGCGCGAGAGAACCAUGUCCGACCGGGAGAGCCUGGAAGAACAGCCGCAAAAGUAUGGAAACCCUGGCGGUAUGGAGGCUGGAGGAGCUGACUUCGAUUCCGGUCAGCAGGGUCAGCAGGGCGAGCAGGAACUGGCGACGAAGAUGCUGCAAAUUCAAAGCAAGAGAUUCUAUCUUGACGUCAAACAAAACAGACGCGGAAGAUUCAUCAAAGUCGCCGAGAUCGGAGCCGAUGGCAGGAGAAGCCAGAUCUUCCUGGCGCUGAGUACAGCGUCUGAAUUCCGGGACCACUUAUCAACAUUUAGCGACUUUUACGCGUCGCUAGGUCCUCCAAAUCCGGAAAACGUACCGGACGACGGAAAGCUCAAGUCGGAAAUGAUGGUGAAGGACAAUAGGCGGUACUACCUGGACCUCAAGGAGAACUCUCGUGGACGUUUCCUGCGGGUGAGUCACCCUGUUUCCCAGACGAUAACACGGGGUGGUCCCAGGUCGCAAAUUGCGAUACCUGCACAGGGAAUGAUUGAGUUUCGCGAUGCCUUGACGGACCUCCUUGAGGAGUUUGGUACGGACGACGGAGGAUUCAAGGGCGAUUUACCAGAAGGACGCUACAUGCGCGUCGAUAAUAAAAAUUUCUAUUUCGAUAUUGGACAGAACAAUCGUGGUAUCUACAUGAGAAUUUCGGAGGUGAAGACAAACUUCAGAACGGCGAUCACGGUGCCAGAAAAGUCCUGGGGACGAUUCCGCGACAUCUUCGCGGAUUACUGUGAGAAAAUGAAGGAAGGCGGUGCGGGUGUUGGCGUUGGUGUGGGGUUGAGCGGCGUAGGCGGCGGCGGUGGCGGAGGAAACGUCCUUACCGAGGGAAAGGGCUCGGUGGUGGCGCAGGUACCAUCACCAUCCUCCACCUCGCAGCAGCCUAAUCCUAAUCCGAAUCUAGACUCUCCCUUAAUCAAGUGAAAAAGGCUUUAACUUAACUCGAACUUUGGAAUUAUAACCAUAACUCGUUUUCAAGUCGUUAAGCGAACUAAAGGAACUUGUCAGAGUCUAUGCCAUCGUCAUCACCAUCCUCAUCGCCAUCAUCAUCAAUGUAUUCGCCAUCAUGUUCAUCAUCAUCAGCAUCAUCACCAUCGUCAUCUUCAUCUUCAUCAUCUUUAUUGUCACCGUCACUGUUACCGUCACCGUCACCGUCACCGUCACCGUCACCGUCACUCGCCGUACGAGGAAAACCGUAUCCGCCAAUGGAGAUCGUUAUUGCGCACUGUCAACGCUAUCAGCUGAUUGUCAAAGAUUGUCGGUAAGACGACGUGCGACGAAGUGCGAUCGGUGAGGUUGCUCGUUCUCGGGCCCAACGUCUUAGGCGCCGAGACACAAAGAGCUGGUUUAGAUUAUGGAUAUGGAAAGAGGAAAUACGAUAAUUUAACGAACGAGCUGUUCGAGUGUCGGGGUCGCUCGUGCGACAUUAACCCUCGCACGUGGACGCGCAACGACGGAUCGAAAUGCUGCGCGAUGUCCUAGACGGAUGUACGAGUUGCCAUCGAUUAACGUUAUAAGUACUACCGUUCAUUUCCUGGCUUUUUCCCCUCGCUCAAAAAAAAAAAAUUCACCCACUAUAUCAGUCUAUUUGUUUUUCUUACGAUCUACGGACACAUUAGGCGCGUACAGGAUGACGUAUUGUCAUCGGACCUCGCAUACGUCAUACCAAAAUGCAAACUUAAAAAAAUUCCUCACGGGAAAUGGACUGUAGUGGAGGUUACGUUGCAAUUGAAUUUGAUCGUUCAGAAUUUAUGGAUAAAUAGUUGUUAUAUUAGCGGUUGUAUCGCGGGAAAGAUUGAGAGAGCGUAUACGCCGUCGACAAGAGGAUUGAUUCAGAAGAGGAGGGCGACGAUUGAAGAAGAUAACGAGACAAGAGGAAUUAGAAUGAGAUAAUAGUAAUAAUCAGGAUGGAACGGAGAAAGUGUCAAAUCGUAUCAAACAUCCGAUCGAUCGGAUCCGCGGUCGCGUACCGUAUUCAAUACCUCGCGUAUAUUUAUGAUUACGCGUUCUCAAUGUAUAUACACGUAUAUACCUGAUAAGAAGAAAGUACGGAAUCGCGAAAAAAAAAAUCAAACGUUGGCUCUACGCUUAAAAUCCGCGAGAGAUCGACACUUUCUUGUAAUUCGAAGGAACGACGUCACGAUGCGUCUCCGCAUACGUGGUCAUUUCCGGGCCAAGAGACCUGACUCGCUUCUACCGAUGCACGAUGAACUUAUACUCGUAGUAAGGAUCGUGAUCACAUGGGGUGUUCGAUUGACGGGCGAGAAGACUGGAUAAUCGAUUCGAAGUUUGCGUCGAAGGGACGGAUAUAUCGCUUUCCACGCGAAUAUUAAUCGCCCCUCAUCCCGUACACCUUGACACCGUACACUCGUUUAUAAGCUGAAAACGAACGUCUCUAUUAAAAUAAUAAUGAAAUAAUAUAUAACAUAGGAGAAGAAGAGAGGAUAGCCGGAUACGAAUCUAUAUAAUAUGUAUAUUAUAUAACGUUAAUUAUGUUAUGUUUUCGUUCCACCGAAUCGUACGAAGAGGUGCGCACGCGUAUAUACUUCCCACGAAUGGACCGUAGUAGAGCGUAAAAGGCAAUGCGUGCAGUCGCGCGCGCUUUAAUUCUAUUGUCUUUUCUUUUUUUUUUCUCUGCCUUUAUUUUAUUUUAUUUUUUCUAAUUUCACCUUAUCAUUCGUUUCGCCUUAUACUCACGGUUUUCUUGUUCUUUUCCCUUAUACUCUACGUUAGACGAGAGGACAUGUAACGGGUACAUGCAAAAGAAAAAUAUUACAAAAAAAAAUAUAGAUUAAAAACGGACGAGGACUGGACCUUGAGUCCUUAUCAUAGACAGUGUAACAUCUCAACGAUGAACGACAAACAAUAGGACAUUUAUUAGUAACAGAGAAAGAGACCAUGGACGUAUACCCUAUACAUAUUAAUAGCGAAUAUACGAACGGUACACGAGACGGUGUACACGCGUACCUAAUUACGUUACGUUUGAGCGACGGCCGACUACUAACACAAUUGCAUAUUAGGUAUAUAUUAUAUGAAUGCAUAUUAGGUAUUUAUAUAGAAUCUAUAUAACUGUAUAAUUGUAACGAAAUGCCAAUGUCCGCGGACCCAGGCGACUGUGCCACCCGGCGGCUUUAAUAAUCAAUCGAAUUGAACGGGUCACACCGGCCUCGCAGACGUCUGGGUCCUUUUGCUCGGGCGCAGGAGGAAAGACGCGAUACAGUAUGGCGAGAGAGCGUGAUAGAUUAGCGAACAGACUUUGGAAAACGGUAGAUAGUAGAGAGCGAGUGAGAGCGAGUGUGUGAGAGAGAGAGAGAGAGAGGGGGAGGGGAAAGAGCAGACCGAAGAAUUUACUCGGAACAAAAAAAAAAGAAAAAGAAAAUGACGCGAGAAAACAAGAUACGGAGAUAGACACGAGGCAAGCCAGGGAGUGGAGAGGUUCGGGCGACAUAAUAGAACAAGGUUCGAGUUGCUUUCCAAUAGAGAGAAUAGAGGGAAAAAUAUUGAAAUAUAAAUGAAACUAAUGGAGAGAUACAUGAAAUAAUAAUGAUAAUAACGAAAAUGAAAGAUCAUCCAGAAGUAAUAUCCGUGUGCGGUACAGGCGACGAAGAGAAUGCGAUUCGGAUUGGAUCAGGGUGGCCGUAAUGGUGGUCGCGAAAGUUUAAGUGAAAACCUUUUUACGCUUUUAUUCUGCAACGUUGUGCUAAUAUCGACAAUUUUAAUAAUGUCCAGUUAAUUUCCUUUGCGUUCUUUCUAUCGGAAAUGAAAAACGAGACGCUUCUGACAUUUCGCACUGGUGCGGAAUCAUCGUAUUAGUAGUGAGCGGUAUAGAUGCAUACACUUAUGCGUGUAAAGUGCUAUUUAAUUGGACGCAAACGUUAACGCGCGUUGACUUUGCGUCCCGGUACGGGGAGACGAGUAGAGGUAUGAGGGAAGAAAGGAAAAAAAAUUCUAUUUAUUUUUUAGCGAUGAACGUUAUCGUUAUCCAUUAGAUACCUUUACUUAACCUCUUUCUCCGCCCCUCUUCUCUCCGUUUCGAUUUCGUUGCACUUUUGUCCUUUCUUUAUGUCUCGUUCUUGUCUAUUGCCUUCCUUUUUCUAAAUCGACAAUUUCGGCUGGUCUGAAUUCACUUUAGGGUAUAGGAUUCGAGGAUUAUAGUGAGAGAGAGAGAGAGAGAGAGAGAGAGAGAGAGAGAAAAUGGAAGAAAAUUACGGAGAUAAUGAAGAAAUAUUUAAUAUGAAGGAUAAGGGGGAUACGAGCGUGUGACAAGUGCACGAAUCACAAUAGGGAAUUCGAAAGCGCACCGCAGGGUGUAUCCACGUUCAACGUUACGGCUUUUAUGAGUUCGCGUGUUCUUUUUUCCUUUCCUUCUUUCUUGUUAGUUCAAUAAGCCGAGCACGAUUGGCGGGAAUUUACGGACCGUUUAAAAUUUUUCACCUCGCAAACCCUGGCUCCUCGUUCUUCAUUUUUCCUUCCUCGUUUCGCUCUGCUAAGCGUAGUCGCAUAAAAUUGUUUAUUUAACUGUCGCACGAGCCCGCAACUCAUCCACGUGCGUUGAAUACUCGCGUUUUAGGAUAUUUCAAAGAUUGGAGUGAACAAAAUUGUAUUUUCUUUUCUUUUUCGGUUAUUUCUUUUUUUUUUUUUUUCUUUUAUUGUAACAAAUCCUCGCACUACUUUGCGACUUGUGUACAUAACGUUUAAUACACUUGUACAUGUAUAUACGUCGCGACACGACUUUGCGAGAGGUCCGUAUUUCUUUGUUUUCUUGCUUAAUAAUUGCUUUUCUUUUUUUUUUUCUUUUCUGAAGAAAAAAAGUUCUUCGACACGGUCGGACACGUGGAACCCCGUAACGGCGAUAUCUACGCGUCAAUGCGUAUUUGUUCGCUCUGAAAUGUUCUAUGAUGGAAACGAAUAGGCAAAUAAAAAUCGUUCGCUGACGCAGGUGGUAUGACAUUGUGAUCUAUACAAAUUACAAAUUACAAAGCAUCAACAAGUAGUAGAUAAUUAAGGUUAUUACACAAUUCAGAGAGACAUAUACAUACACAACGGGGGUACACGAGCAACGUAUAUCACAUACGUAUUGACACAGAACACUAUUAAUAAGAAUAUUUAAAAAUUAAUUAAAAAAAGAGGAAACGAACAGGCGCAAGAUAAGAGUGCGCGUAGAUCACGUGAGCGUGUUAUAACGGAGACGAACGUAAUUAUACAAAAAAAAAAGAAUAGAUGAAAAAAAUGAAUGAGUACGUGCGCUGUUUCUCGUACGUACUUGGACAAGCUGUAAGUACGUAAGCAAACCGUUAUGUACAGGGUGGACCGUAAGAACCGAAUGCAAAAAAAAAGCGAGGACGACUACAAACGUACCUAACCACAAAAAGCAAACGCAGAGACAAGAUAUAGAAAAAAAAAAAAAAAAGAGAAAUAAUAAAAAUAAAUACGUCUGACACGUAAGAAUUAAGCAAAGUAAUAUAAAGUAAAGGAAAGAAGAAACAAAAAAAAA
Messenger RNA from Cephus cinctus (wheat stem sawfly), 6117 nucleotides. RefSeq names its product transcriptional activator protein Pur-beta (gene Pur-alpha). The transcript is spliced from 7 exons. The record is from RefSeq and is a predicted model, not a curated record. Gene Ontology annotation, cellular component: nucleus. Gene Ontology annotation, molecular function: purine-rich negative regulatory element binding; RNA polymerase II transcription regulatory region sequence-specific DNA binding; DNA-binding transcription factor activity, RNA polymerase II-specific. Lineage: Eukaryota; Metazoa; Arthropoda; Insecta; Hymenoptera; Cephidae. Bases 609 to 1547 code for a protein of 312 amino acids. Gene Ontology annotation, biological process: regulation of transcription by RNA polymerase II.